UACGUCAUCCCGGAAGGUCUCCUUUUUCCGCGGGUCUUUUGGGACAACAACAACCGUGCAGAAAUGGCGGGAGUAAAUGCCAUGGAGAAGAAGUUGGCUGAAUACAAGUGUGAUACCAAUGAGGCAAUUUGCCUGAAACUGGUGCGCUUUCCUGAAGAUAUUGAUGAUGAUGGCACCACGUUCCACCCAGAGUACAGCCACCAAUCAUUUGGAGACGAUGAAAUUGCUUUUGGAUACAAAGGUCUUCAGAUCCAGCUCUUCUACGCUGCUGGAAACCUUAGCACUCUCUUCAAAGUGAAAUAUUCCUCAAAAGUCACUGAGAUGUUUGAUUGUGUGGAGGCCGACGAGGUCGAAGGGAAAGUCCGGGAAAUAAUUCCUCCCGGCUUCACCAGCAACACCGACGACUUCAUCUCGCUGCUGGAGAAGGAGGCCAACUUCAAGCCGUUCGGCACCCUGCUCCACUCCUACAAGGUCCACAACGAGGAAGCGGGAGAACUCACGUACCAGAUUCACAAGGCGGACAUAACCUGCGCGGGAUUCCAAGACUACCACGAGCGCCUGCAGACCUUCCUCAUGUGGUUCAUCGAGACGGCCAGCUUCAUCGACACAGACGACGAUCGUUGGGACUUCUUUCUCGUAUUUGAAAAAUACAAUAAAGAUGGGGAGACUCUCUACGCAACCGUUGGCUACAUGACAGUUUAUAAUUACUACGUAUAUCCAGACAAAACCCGACCACGUGUAAGCCAAAUGCUGAUCCUGCCUCCGUUCCAAGGAGAGGGUCACGGAGCUCAGCUUCUGGAGGCAAUUCACAGAUUUUAUUGUAGCCUGCCCAAAGUGCAAGAUAUCACAGCUGAAGAUCCCUCGGAGAACUAUGUGAAGCUGAGAGACUACGUGUUGGCGAAGCUUUGCCAAAACCUGCCAUCCUUUGCUGCAGACAAGCUGCACCUCGGCUUCUCCACCGACAUGGUCCAAGAGUCGCAAGAAAAGCUGAAAAUUAACAAGAAACAUACAAGGCGAGUGUACGAAAUCUUGCGUCUAAGAGCGACAGACAUGAGCGACGAGGAAAAAUCACGAGCGUACCGGUUAGAUGUGAAGAAGAGGCUCUUUGCACCAUACAGGAAAAACCAGAGGGAGCUGGCCAAAAUGAGGAAAUGCCUGCAGCCAGAGGAGCUGGUGUCCCACAUGGGCCAGAUGGACGCUGAGACGCAGCAGGAGGAGGUGGAGAAGAGUUACCAGGUGCUGGUGGAGGGCUACAGGAGAAUCCUUGAGAGGCUGGCGACGCACGCCUGAUCUGACUGUGAGAGAUGCCGGCGGCCCAGAGCCCACCCACUCAACCCGCAGCGGCUCGGGCCAAUCUGUACAAAAAGCUCACAUCACUGCAGACUUUUUGCUUCGGCCAAGAAGAUUUUGUCUUGAUGUAAGAAAAUUCCAGUAUGAAAUGAAGAGUGUUACAGAUUUGUAGUUGUUGCUGACCGAAAGGGCCCAUUCCCCCGCCGAUGGCGAGGGCGUAGAGGAGGUGAGUAGCUCGACUUCCUGUUCCUGCCUCAUGUGUUUCGAUCACACCGUGUGGUUUUAAAUGACCUGUAAUAUUUUACAACCGAUUCACAAACCCACGAUCCUGCAGAGGAACCCCGCGUCUUCUCCAUCAUGCACACUUUUAAAGAUCUUUUGUUAACAAUUCCCGGUGUGUUUUGAACUUCUUCAUAAGGAAAUGAAAGUGGUUUUGUAAAUUGUUCAAAUGGGGGUGAUUCUUAUAAAAUAAAAAUAUAACAAAAGUAAA
Molecule: messenger RNA, 1780 nt
Organism: Cololabis saira (Pacific saury)
Lineage: Eukaryota; Metazoa; Chordata; Actinopteri; Beloniformes; Belonidae
Gene: hat1
Product: histone acetyltransferase 1
Exons: 11
Coding region: 64-1290 (408 amino acids)
Biological process (GO): subtelomeric heterochromatin formation
Cellular component (GO): nucleus
Molecular function (GO): histone H4 acetyltransferase activity; histone binding
Source: RefSeq, a predicted model, not a curated record